GGGCACCCGCGUACUUCUCCAUCCGACAUUGUGUUUUUGGUAUUCCCCUGGGCCAUCGUUUAUAAUACCACCCGCUAUCCUUAGAGCACUACCUAUUACCGUGUAUCUAUCUAUUUCGGCGGGCAUGGCUUCGCGCUGCCCUGCCUUGACUCCUCUAUACUGCUUGACUCCUCCGCCCUGGGUGUCUUGACUUCUCCAUGUGCUUCCCUCGUCGCCCUGGUGUUCUCGCCACCCACUCCGAUGUCCUUCGACGCUCCCGGCCCCAAUGUCCGCGUCGCUCGAUCCCGCCGUCGUUGCGCAUACGGGAUCAGACUCGCAACCGUAACCGCGCCCUGCACGCGAACCGUAUGUAUUCUGCACGCGUCUCGUUAUGCCGCCGCGUGAUAUCCCCAUCCGCCCACGCGUACCUUAUUCCCGGUGCGCUUCCUGCUUCUCACCAAACUCAGCGGCACCGGAAGGCGCGCCUGGCUCUCCGGGAAGACGCGUCUGACUCUUGGGAAGGCGCCUGUGACUCACAGGUGGUACGGAUUCGCAGCCACGUCGCGUCCCGAGGGGGCCGGGGACAAUGCAGGCGCGCGCCUGCAGGAAGCCUCCGCAGUCACCCCUGUUCCUCGCCCGCCGCCGCUUCCCGCUGCGUGGCUGUUGGCGCCGCCCCUCAUCCGCCUCCCUCGUGGGCUCUGCUGGCCGCCGCCGCCUCUUCCGCUGAGGCGUCGUUCCUGUCCGCGCCCGCGAUGGUCAUGGAUGUUCCUCUUCCAUUGCCCUCGCCCCACGCCUUGCAUUGUCUCUACCUACGCGAGGCGACCCCGGAAUGGUAGAGCCUUGUGCGUUCGGAAUGGGAAGACUUGAUGGAGGGUCCUGUGCACUGCGUUGGAAGGGG
This is a messenger RNA of Schizophyllum commune H4-8, 877 nucleotides long. RefSeq lists its product as uncharacterized. The transcript has a single exon. NCBI's taxonomy places the organism in Eukaryota, Fungi, Basidiomycota, Agaricomycetes, Agaricales, Schizophyllaceae. The record is from RefSeq and is a predicted model, not a curated record. The coding region runs from base 198 to 815 and encodes 205 amino acids.